AAAAGGAAGAUCAUCCUUGACCUGCAAUGUCACGUUCACCAAUGACAAUAUAAGUGCGAUUUCGGUCAGUUCUGGCAGCAGAGCAAAACAGGGCCUACUAAGCUGAUCCCAUAUAAAUGUACCAAACUUAAUAAUUACUGUAAAGCAAAGGUGUUAUAACGCAUUGGAAUCGAUAUGGCCCAAGCACCAGUCGAUAAACGCAAGAGGAUAGGAAGAUGGUAUUUCGGAGGUCUGGCAAGUGCAGGAGCAGCAUGCUGCACACAUCCCCUGGAUCUUUUGAAGGUUCACCUUCAAACACAGCAAAAAGAAAAAGUCACCCUCUUGCAGAUGGGCAUCCGUGUAGUCAAGAGUGAUGGUAUUCUUGGACUGUAUAAUGGUCUUUCAGCUUCAAUUCUUCGCCAGCUGACCUAUUCCAUGACAAGGUUUGCUGUGUAUGAAACAGUCAAGAAGCGGAUUGUAGCAGAUGGUGGGCAGUUUCCUUUCUACCAGAAGGUGCUGCUGGCUGGGAUUUCAGGUGCAAUGGGAGGAUUUGUGGGCACACCUGCUGACAUGGUUAACGUCAGAAUGCAGAAUGAUGUCAAGCUGCCAAAGAACCAGAGACGAAACUAUAAGCAUGCCAUUGAUGGCGUGUACAGAAUAGUGAAGGAAGAGGGUCCUAUCAAGUCCUUCAGUGGUGCCACAAUGGCCAGUUCUCGUGCUGUCCUGGUCACCAUUGGUCAGUUGGCUUGCUAUGAUCAGAUCAAGAUUGGAAUGCUCAAAACUGGCUUCUUCCAGGACAACAUAGUCCUUCAUCUGACCUGCAGUACACUAGCGGGAACUAUUGCUACCUUUCUCACGAUGCCUCUAGAUGUAAUGAAAACCCGAAUGAUGAAUGCCCCUCCAGGAACUUAUUCUAGCAUCAUGGCUUGUGCUGUAGACAUUGCAAAGAAUGGACCUAUGGGAUUUUUCAAAGGAUUUGUUCCAGCAUUUGUUCGACUUGGACCCCACACAGUGUUCACAUUUAUCUUCUUUGAGCAGAUCAGGCAGAACUUUGGGGAUGAUCCAAAAUCUUGAGAGUUACUAUUCUAGACCAUUUCUAAAUUUGCUUUAAGACAUUAAGCACAUUUCUGAUAUGACUAGGAUAAUCCUUUCAAGCAUUGACUGCUUAGUCAGAUUUUUAACAAGAUUUGAGGCUGCUUAUUUUUAUCACUAACAACUGUUGUUGGUUUCUUAUAUUCAAAGUAUAUACAUUUUUCGGCUUCACUGUAUAAUUUUUAUUUUAUUUUCUCAUGUUUCUUUUGUUAUUCAAUCAGCAUUGAAUUACAUUUAUAAAUGGUGGAUUGUUAAAGUAUUGGGGAGGUUUACAUACCAAUAAGAAAUAUAAGAAAUUUGAUGGCUUUUUUAUAUUGUAGAAAUCUGUCCCCUAUUUUCCUUUUCUUUUUAAUUAGAAGGCCAGCUAAUUAUUGGCCUUAGAAUGUGCAGACAACCUUAGUUUAAAAAAAAUAACUUGUAUCGUGAAUAAUAAUUCUUCUUUAUAUAUGGGUGUGUUUGUAUAAACAGCAUCAUGUCUAUCUUUUUUAAAUAAUGUUCAAAAUUGUACUGCAUUUUCGCAUUUUAUAGGAAUAUGAGUUGCUAAAAACUACAUACAUGCAGAAUAUUGGAUGAUAUGGCAUGGCUCAUUGAGAAAUCCAUUUGUUUAUUGCAACUCAUGUUUAAAGAGGAAAAGGUUUUCCAGAAUUGGGAGGUAAAUAGCUGAGUGGUUAGAGCAAUUGGCAUCCAAACUGAGAGGCAUACCGGCUCAAUACACAGAAAUGGGUACCUGACUCCUUAGAGGGUUGGGGAAGGUAAGGCAGCAAGGGAGAGGAGAUGAGCACCACCCUCACAUCGAGCUGGCCCCAAGAAAAGAGAGGUCUCUAACACCUCACUCCCCAAUGACCUGAAAAGAUCAGGGGACGACCUUUACCUUUUCACCUUGAAGAAAAAGCAAGGUAAAAAUAACCAUGUUUCACAGUUCUCAUACUUGCUCAAGCUAAACAUGCUCUUUCUUCUGUUGCUUCAUAACACAGAACCAGUUUUAGCUUUCAAAAAUCAUUUCAGGUGAUCAUUGGAUCAUAACAGAAGAGCACCUUACAUAUAAUUUCAUUAAGAGAGAAUGUAAUCAAAUCAAUAGAUUGCAAUAUUCUCAGGUGUAGACAAGAGAUAUCCCAUACAAUGCAUGUUUUACAUUUCAAUAGAGAUACUUUUGUUCAGUGUUAAUGUUGCAAACAACUGCUCACCGUUCACUGCUGAAUGUGGGUAGCACUUUGUGAAAUGCAUUGUUUCUGAGAUCAGUAAAUUGCAGAAAGCUGUAUUUAAGUUUUGGUAAAAUGUCUAUAUUAUCUAUCAAAACUACUCUUAAAUGAUGCACAACAGUUAAAUUUUGGUUUGUAUACAGUUAAUUUAUCAAACAGGGUGAUUUUGGCACAAUAAUUCUGUUAAAAAUAUUGGUUGCUCAGAGUCUUGAGGCAUUCCAGUCAAAAUUGUUAAAAGUAUGCUACUGAAUGCAUUUUUCAUUAUGCUUUUAUGCAGUUUUAUUUCUGUGAUAGGUAUCCCUCUGCUUCAAAAUUUUAUAAGAUUUUUGUGAUAAUGACCAGACAUUUUUUUUCUUCGAAAGUGUAUAUUUUAAUAUUGAAGAUACCUGGAUGAAUCAAACCUCCACUUCUGCAGUCUGUGGUGCUUAUUCAAAAUUUUUUUUGUUGUUAUCUUUAUUCUUACUGAUGUCAGUAACUGUGGAAAGCUGCAUGCAUGUACAGGAAAAAUUAGCAGCAUUGAAAAUAAAGGAACAUAGAAAAAGAUAUUAUGGAUAUGUGGUAAAGAUUCUUGCUAGUUUUUGUUGCCCCUUCCCCCUACAAGGAAAUGCUGCUUUCUAUAAUGAUCACUUUAAUUUUUGUUAUUGACAUUUACAGAGAAGAUAAGCAAUAAAAAUAGAGAUUCAAAAUGU
Pomacea canaliculata is the source of this 2959-nucleotide messenger RNA. RefSeq names its product mitochondrial dicarboxylate carrier-like. Gene Ontology annotation, biological process: malate transmembrane transport; oxaloacetate transport; thiosulfate transport. The record is from RefSeq and is a predicted model, not a curated record. Lineage: Eukaryota; Metazoa; Mollusca; Gastropoda; Architaenioglossa; Ampullariidae. The coding region runs from base 175 to 1053 and encodes 292 amino acids. Gene Ontology annotation, molecular function: succinate transmembrane transporter activity; sulfate transmembrane transporter activity; antiporter activity. The transcript is spliced from 9 exons.